UGCUGUUAUUGCAGCUAUAGAGAAAUGAAACCAGCUUCAGAGCGUCAGUGUCUUCCACACAUCCCCAUGAAACGGACGUGAAGCUGAAGGAGCUCCUCUUUUCCCCAGUAUCUUCUAGAUCUUGACCGAGAUGGCGACAGAUGAGGAGGUCCUCUUACGAACUUUCAAUCAACUGAGUGCUGAGGACUUUGAAACAUUAAAGUGGUGGCUGGGCAAAGAGGGUAGCCUAAAGGACCUCCCAGCAAUUCCAGCAAGUCAACUGGAGAACGCUAAAAGGACGGACACAGUGGAUCUCAUAAUGCACACCUACAUUCCAGACCAUAUUAAAGUGGCCAAAAACGUUUUAACAAAGAUACACAGGAAUGAUUUAGUGAAGAAUUUAUCAAUCAUCACAUCAGGACCUAUAGAGAAUAUUGCUAAGUGUCAAGUGAUUUGUACACUCAAAUCCAAUCUGAAGAAGAAGUUCCAGUGUGUGUUUGAGGGGAUUGCUAAAGCAGGAAACCCAACACUUCUGAACCAGAUCUACACAGAGCUCUACAUCACAGAGGGAGGGACUGCAGAGGUCAAUGAUGAACAUGAGGUCAGACAGAUUGAAAAAGCAUCCAGAAAACCACACAGACCAGAAAAAACAAUCAGACAAGAAGACAUCUUUAAACCCUCACCUGGAAGAGAUGAACCAAUCAGAACAGUGAUGACAAAGGGAGUGGCUGGCAUUGGGAAAACAGUCUUAACACAGAAGUUCACUCUGGACUGGGCUGAAGACAAAGCCAACCAGGACAUACAGUUCACAUUUCCAUUCACUUUCAGAGAGCUGAAUGUGCUGAGAGAGAAAAAGUACAGCUUGGUGGAACUUGUUCAUCACUUCUUUACUGAAACCAAAGAAGCAGGAAUCUGCAGGUUUGAAGAGUUCCAGGUUGUGUUCAUCUUUGAUGGUCUGGAUGAGUGUCGACUUCCUCUGGACUUCCACAACACUGAGAUCCUGACUGAUGUUACAGAGUCCACCUCAGUGGAUGUGCUGCUGACAAACCUCAUCAGGGGGAAACUGCUUCCCUCUGCUCACCUCUGGAUAACCACACGACCUGCAGCAGCCAAUCAGAUCCCUCCUGAGUUGGUUGACAUGGUGACAGAGGUCAGAGGGUUCACUGACCCACAGAAGGAGGAGUACUUCAGGAAGAGGUUCAGAGAUGAGGAGCAGACCAGAAGAAUCAUCUCCCACAUCAAAACAUCACAAAGCGUCCACAUCAUGUGCCACAUCCCAGUCUUCUGCUGGAUCACUGCUACAGUUCUGGAGGAUGUGUUGAAGACCAGAGAGGGAGGAGAGCUGCCCAAGACCCUGACAGAGAUGUACAUCCACUUCUUGGUGGUUCAGUCCAAAGUGAAGAAGAUCAAGUAUGAUGGAGGAGCUGAGACAGAUCCCCACUGGAGUCCAGAGAGCAGGAAGAUGAUUGAGUCUCUUGGAAAACUGGCUUUUGAGCAGCUGCAGAAAGGCAACCUGAUCUUCUAUGAAUCAGACCUGACAGAGUGUGGCAUCGAUAUCAAAGUAGCCUCAUUGUUCUCAGGAGUGCUCACACAGAUCUUUAAAGAGGAGAGAGGACUCUACCAGGACAAGGUCUUCUGCUUCGUCCAUCUGAGUGUUCAGGAGUUUCUGGCCGCUCUUCAUGUCCAUCUGACAUUCAUCAACUCUGGAGUCAAUCUUCUGGCAGACAAAUCCUCCUGGACUGGACUUUUGAUCUACCUGUUGUCUGCAGUAUUUAGAGAUACAUUAAAACAUCUCUACCAGAGUGCUGUGGACAAGGCCUUACAGAGCCAAAAUGGACACCUGGACUUGUUCUUACGCUUCCUCCUGGGUCUCUCACUGGAGACCAAUCAGGCUCUUCUACAAGGCUUGCUGACACCAACAGAAAGGAUCUCAGAGACCAAUCAGGAAACAGUCCAGUAUAUCAAGAAGAAGAUCAGUGAGAAUCUGUCUCAAGAAAGAACCAUCAAUCUGUUCCACUGUCUGAAUGAACUGAAUGAUCGUUCUCUAGUGGAGGAGAUCCAACAGACCCUGAGUUCAGGACGUCUCUUCACAGAUAAUCUCUCCCCUGCUCAGUGGUCAGCUCUGGUUUUCAUCUUACUGACAUCAGAAAAAGAUCUGGACGUGUUUGACCUGAAGAAAUACUCUGCUUCAGAGGAGGCUCUUCUGAGGCUGCUGCCAGUGGUCAAAGCCUCCAACAAAGCUCUGCUGACUGACUGUAACCUCUCAGUGAGAAGCUGUGAAGCUCUGUCCUCAGUUCUCAGCUCCCCGUCCUCUAGUCUGAGAGAGCUGGACCUGAGUAACAACAACCUGCAAGAUUCAGGAGUGGAGAUGCUGUCUGUUGGACUGAAGAGUCCACACUGUAGAUUGGAAACGCUCAGGCUGUCAGGCUGCCAGGUCACAGAGAAAGGUUGUGCUGCUCUGGCCUCAGCUUUGAGGUACUCUUCCCAUCUGAGAGAGCUGGACCUGAACUACAAUCAUCUAGGAUACUCAGGAAAGAAGACGUUGUCUGCUGGACUGAAGGAUUCAGACGUGAGACUGGACACUCUUAGUAUGGACCACGAUGGAGCACAGAGACUGAAACCUGGCUUGAAGAAGUAUGCCUGUGAACUCUGCCUGAGCCCAAACACAGCAAACAGAUUCCUCAAACUGUCUGAAAACAACAGAAAGGUCACAUGGCUGAGAAAGGAACAAGCAUAUCUUGAUAACACCGAGAGAUUUGACCAUUGGAAGCAGCUGCUGUGCAAGAACAGUCUGACCGGUCGCUGCUACUGGGAAGUUGCGUGGAAAGGACGCGUUCACAUAGCGGUGACUUACAGAGGAAUCAAAAGAAAAGGAGAAGGAUUCGACAGCAGGUUCGGAGGGAACGAUCAGUCCUGGAGUCUGUUCUGUUCCGAAAAACGUUACUCCGUCUGGCACGAUAACAAAGCAACGAACAUCCCUUUCCCGUCCUCUUCCAUCUCUAACAAAGUAGCGGUGUACGUAGACCAACCUGCCGGCACUCUGUCCUUCUACGACGUCUCCUUCGACACACCAAUCCACCUCCACACCUUCAACACCACAUUCACCGAGCUCCCCUGUCCCGCGUUUGGAAUCCUGAAAUGUAGCUCCUUUGUCUCUGUGUCAACUGUCUGAGUGACAAUUUGAGUAUCACUGUUGAUAUUUAGACCCGCUACAAAGAAAUGUGAGAGUAACCCUGAUGCUUUAAAAUCACUAGGAAGAAUAGCACAAAAAGGGCAAGAAAGUUAACGAUAUAUAUUUACAAGAUUCUGGUUAAAAUGUUGACUAAGAAAUCGAAGUGUGGACAUUUUAUUGUGUGCACUGUCCACCAAAAGGUUCUGGGACCUACAAUUAAACCUCUAAUAAUAGCCCCGGCAUUUAUUUGCUUAAACCACUGAACUCACGCUGCCUUUAUUGGAGACAAAACUGUUGCUCAGCCAAUUUGCGACAUCCAGUGUACAGGACAGUGAGCAGUGAAACCCUUACGGACUAAAGGAAUAUAAAUAUGAAUUAUACUUCGGGUGCUCAUAGUUUACUUAAAAUGAACCAAGCGACUGAAAUGUGGAGAAAUCAAAUGAUGUGUACCAUGUCUAUAUAUAACAAAGGUUUAAACAGGUUAUACACACACAGAUAAGUUCAAAAGGAAGACUUGCAUCUAAUUGGGACUCUUUUUAAGUUUUACUGUAUUAUGCUUUUAUUGAGUUUCUGUCCUUUAAUGUUACAAUGUCGGAUAUGAAGGUUAACACGUGUAAAAGUAAGUAAACGAGCAAAAAGCUCAGAAUUCAGAUUUAUUUUAAAUGAGGUCAAGGAAGUGACUUUUAAAACAAUUCAUCACUUUUAUCCCUAUAAAAGUUAUAUUUACAAGGAUAACUAAAAAACACAUUUCUCAUUUUGUCAACUGGCUCCAGAAGAUUAAAGCCAUUUAUUUUGGUCUCGUCCCGAAAAUGGCAAGCAAAAAGUUGACGCUUAGGGAAGUGAUGGGUCUCCUAUUCACUGACUCUGAUUCUGAAGGGGAAAAUGUACCUUUGGGAGAUGACGGCCGGUCGAUUAGUGAGCGUGAUAGUCUCGGUGCGUCUUUGCAAUGGCGCUGCCGGGCAGAGCGAGGGAAACACACAAGCACAAACACACGACCCUUUGCCCAACAUAGGUGGGAGUACUACACAAACUUGUAGUAUCAGUAGGGGAGCUAAUGGAUGUGGUAGAAGUAGCGGGGGUGGUGAGAAUAGUGCUGGGACCAGCGUUAGUGUUCACUCGUUCUACAGCGCCGGUCACAGUGCGUCCAUGCGCGGCAGUGGUGCAGCCAUCCGAUGCAGCAGUGUGUCUUAGGCUAUGGUGGUGUGGGGGGGGGGGGUCUCAAUAUUGUUCAUAUUGUCUCUGUACUGUGCCUUGCAAUGAGAGGUUCCACACUCUACAAAUACUACAAACUUUUAUCUGGAUAGAUCAGAUUAGGCCUCUGCAGCUAAAAGACGCCUACUGUUAUUAUUAUUAUCAUAUUAUAAUGAUGAUAAUAAUAAUAAUAAUAAUAAUAAUAAUAAUAAUAAUAAUAAUGAAGAAGAGAAUAAAAAAGAAAAGAAAAAGUGUCCUCCAAUAGGGGGGGUGGCCUACUGUUUACAAGAGUUUUGUGGUAGUAAUAGUUCUAGUUUACGACUGUUGGCUUACAAUUUACUUUUCCCUGUUCAUUUGAUAUGUAGACAACGUAAUAAAUAGAUGGAGGGGGGUGAAUCUGAUGAAAUCAGUUCAACUCUCUUUCAAAAUAUCAGGUAUUUCAUGGAAAUUACAUAAUCCAAUAUGGCCUGGUCUCAUUUACUUUUUGUCUCUAUCUCAAACCACUUUCAAGCCAGAGCCUCCUGAAAUUUAAAUGUCAAAAUCUAGUAUUUUUCAAAAUAAAACCCGGCGCCUAAAGGGUUAACAAUACACACAAUACAUUACUCUAAACUUUACAUUUAUUUACAACAUUUUUGUUAACUAGGACUAAUAAUGUCUGUUAAUGUUCUGUCCAAUGAAACUCACUUCAAUAAGGUUUAAUCAGUUGCUAAAUUCCUUAACAAAGAAGUGGACUCUUGUUUUGUAAUAUUGCAAACAGGAAACAUAGAGCAUGUUUUUCUCAUUAAUAAAGAAUUGACUGUUUAUUUUA
Molecule: messenger RNA, 5150 nt
Organism: Dicentrarchus labrax (European seabass)
Lineage: Eukaryota; Metazoa; Chordata; Actinopteri; Moronidae
Product: NACHT, LRR and PYD domains-containing protein 12
Exons: 7
Coding region: 131-3151 (1006 amino acids)
Molecular function (GO): protein binding
Source: RefSeq, a predicted model, not a curated record